Molecule: messenger RNA, 942 nt
Organism: Recurvomyces mirabilis
Lineage: Eukaryota; Fungi; Ascomycota; Dothideomycetes; Mycosphaerellales; Teratosphaeriaceae
Exons: 3
Coding region: 1-942 (313 amino acids)
Source: RefSeq, a predicted model, not a curated record
AUGUCAGGAUCCAUGAUGCGGAUCGCUGUGGCCGGUACAGGUGGCCUUGCACGCUUCAUCGCACACUUCGUCCAGCAGGACACGGCUCAUCAUGUCGUCCUGCUCUCAAGAGAAGAGAAACCUGAACUCAGUCGUGAUCAUCAGGUCAUCGUCGUCGACUACGCUAACAUACAAACAUUACAAUUCGCCCUACGAGGCAUCGACACCGUCAUAUCCACCGUGACAGGUCAGAACCAGAUCGAGCUCAUCAGAGCUGCCAUCUCAGUUCGUGUCCGGCGCUUUGCACCAGCGGAGUUCGAAGGCCCACCGUCGUUACGACCAGAGACCAGCCCACUCGAUCGUGGUCGGACGGCUGCUGGACGCUGGAUGGCAUACUACGGUCAACACAUCGAGACCACUGUCUUCGUAUGCGGCAUUCUGUAUGAGCGGUUCCAGCCAAAUGGUCUUCGGCAGACCCGUAUGGGACUGGGAUCUGGUCUUAGCAACGAAGGAGACUACAUCAUGAACUGUCGCACCAUGAGUGCUCAAGCACCAGCCUUCGAUGCGAACAACCUGCCUAACGUGACCAUCUGCAUGACUUCAGCGCAGGACGUUGCCAAGUUUGUUACGAAAGCACUGGACAUGCCACGAUGGCCCUCUGAGCUGCGGAUGUGCGGUGAACGCAUCACUGUCAAGGAUCUCAUCGCUACAGUACAGCAGAUGAAGGGUCAACCGUUCAAUCCCAUCUCAUGGCACAAUCCAGCAACAUUACGUGCAGCACUAGAAGUUGCUACAGCUCGUCGUGAUCCAGCUCUACAGAUCCGACUGCAUGCCCUGAUCGCUACAACAGAAGGUCAGUACGACUUUCCAGAGCCGGCGAACAUGAACGAGGCAUUCCCAGAUGUGCGGCCCGUCUCGUUCCAGACAUGGUUCGCUGCGAAAUGGAACUUGCAGCGCCGCUGA